This is a messenger RNA of Mucor velutinosus, 2310 nucleotides long. RefSeq names its product protoplasts-secreted. Gene Ontology annotation, molecular function: DNA binding. Bases 1 to 2310 code for a protein of 769 amino acids. Gene Ontology annotation, biological process: spliceosomal complex disassembly; mRNA splicing, via spliceosome. NCBI's taxonomy places the organism in Eukaryota, Fungi, Mucoromycota, Mucoromycetes, Mucorales, Mucoraceae. The transcript is spliced from 8 exons. The record is from RefSeq and is a predicted model, not a curated record. Gene Ontology annotation, cellular component: nucleus; U2-type post-mRNA release spliceosomal complex.
AUGUUGACAGGCCCAACAGUCACCGAAACAGCAAUGUCCAUGGAAUCACUGCGCCUGUUACACCUGUUUGAAAACGCGGCAGCAUUUCUUUCUUUCGAUACUAUGUUUAAGAAACCAUCUCGCACUAAAAACAUCCGUAGAAAGGUCGAGACCACAGACGAUGAGCCAGCUGAAGUUGUUAUCCAGAAAACAAUAACUUCGUCCAAGAAGAAGGUCAAAUCGAAGAAGUCCUUGAAUGCGCUCAGUUUUACUCAGGAUGAAGAAGAAGAAGGCGAUGGCGAAGAAUUCCAAAUCAAAAAGACCAAAGCCAGUAGAGGUUUGCAAGUCAAGUUGCCAGAGAUUGAACUGGAAGCAGAGCAAGUUAAACAGCAUUCCAGUUACGAUAAAGAGACCUUGGACAAGCUUCGAGCUGGCACGCCUAGCUUACCUGCUUCAGUCAGAACAUCACUUACAGCAGACGACGAUGCUUUACUACAUGAAAAGUUUCCAUCAACAAUGAAUGCUAAAAUCACCAGUGGCGGUAUUCCAGAUGCCAGUGCUAUCAUCGCCGCAAAGAAGAAACGUGAGCAAAUGCGCAAAGGGUUUAAUAUCACUGAGAGUGAGGAUGGAUUUAUACCUUUAGACGACAAAGACGACGAUGAGGAAGAUAGAACUGGAUCUCGACUCGUGAGAGAGGAAGAUGAUAUUGCUGAUGACGGAGAGGCUGAAUUUGAAAAGUAUGUGGGCGAUAAAAUCACAUUAAGCAAGGGCAAUGCGAAAAAGCAGGAAAAGGAACGCAGAGAGGGCGUACGUGAGAUGAUUGAAGAAGCCGAGCAAGAUGACGAUCAGUCUGAGGAUAUGGAAAGAUGGGAGGAAGAUAUGAUGAAGUUUGGCGGUGCAAAGUCCCAGAGCAGAGAGUUUGAUCCAUAUAGCCCACCACCAAAUUAUAGACCUGCACAAGUACCUGAGGUAUCUACUCUACCGACCUUGGCUGAUGUGAUGAAAGCGCUUGACCUUUCUACUACUCAAGUUGCUGAAUCAAUGCAACAGUAUGAAUCGAAUUUGCAAGACUCAUUAAAGACCAUUGAAAACUCGACCACGAUUGAGGAUGAUUUACAAAAGGAAAUCGAACGAGGCAGUAAACGAUACAAUUACUUUCAAGAGUUAGCGCAGUAUGUCAAUGACUUGGGUGAAUUCUUGGAUGCCAAGUUCCCUGAUCUGGAAAAGUUAGAAUCCGAAGCACACGACACUAUAUCAGCAAAGACUGAGAUUGCUACGUCUAGAAGAUGGCAGAACAAUCUAGACGACUUAUGCCAAUUUACAAGUGUUACAGCAGAUCAAUUAGACGAAGAUAUGACGGAAGAAUCAGAGCAAGUAGAUGAAUUCGGAAGAGUCAAGGAAUUGAGAAAUUCAGCGAGUGCUCGUCAAAGAAGGAGAUCAGAAAGGCAAAAACGCAUUGAAAAGCAAGCUGGCUUAUCUGAACUGGAGGGCGAAGAUGCUAUCAAGGAGCAGGGAUUGUGGACAGACGAUGAGAUGAAAGAGGAUUAUUACGAGCAAAAGCACGAUAAAUUACUGCAAAUUCAAUCCAGUGGAAUUGAAAAUCUCAUGGCUGAUGUGAGUGACGAAUUCAGGUCGCUAUCUGCCGUAAAGGACAAAUUCGAAGCAUGGAAGCUGGAUUACUACGAUGAUUAUAAAAAAGCCUAUGGUAGUCUCAGCUUACCUGGUGCGUUUGAGUUUUACAUACGUUCUGAAUUGGUGUCUUGGGAUCCAUUCUCGGAUCCAAUGGAUUUUGACAGCAUGCAAUGGCACAGAAUAUUAUCAGAGUAUGGUGUAUCAGUAGAACAUGAGGAUCCUGAUGUUGAAAUGCUGAACAAGGUUGUCGAAAAAUCCAUCAUCAAAAAGAUCAAGAGCAUGCUGGAUACCCUUAAUGCUGCCUCUUCAAGGCAAAUGAGACACGCAGCUCAAAUCAUGGAGCAAAUAUCGUACUAUGUAGACAUUGACGAAAAGGCGUACCAAGAUUUGGCUAUGGACAUUGUAGACACACUAGAAAAGCAAAUUUCUCGAUUCGCUGAAUCCAUUGAAACAGCAGUUCCCAAAUCAAAUCUGGACACUGAAUCAACACAAGCCAAGCAUCGAUUCGUUUGGGCACAUUGUAAAUAUCUCAAGACAUUGCUCGUUUGGCGCAGACACAUACCCAAGGGUCAAUUAGAUAGGUUAGGCAACCUGAUUGUAGAUAGAAUUAUCUCGCCCAUCCUUAAGCCAGAGUCGUAUCCAGCUGAUUUGCAUUUACAAAAUGAAGCUUUAUUGCUCUUGUCACAUUUACAGAAAUAA